Molecule: messenger RNA, 480 nt
Organism: Arabis nemorensis
Lineage: Eukaryota; Viridiplantae; Streptophyta; Magnoliopsida; Brassicales; Brassicaceae
Source: the annotation of a GenBank genome assembly
AUGUCGAGAUCUCUGGUGAAUCGCGUUGCUCCAUAUUUGAUUGGUCGUGUUAGAGAAAAUCAUCGGAUGCUUAAUUUUUCUUCCGUUUCUGUUCUCAAAGAAGCUACUUCGUCGCCUUCUUCUUCGCAAUCUGAUUCUUCUUCUCUCGAUGUUGUUCAUCUCAGCGAGAAUUGUAUACGGAGAAUGAAAGAGUUGCAGUCUAGUGAGCCUGAAAAGAAACUGCUUCGAUUGGGCGUAGAAACGGGAGGAUGUUCUGGUUUCCAGUAUGUGUUUGAGCUUGAUAAUAGUACCAAUCCUGAUGACAGGGUUUUCGAGAAGAAUGGUGUGAAAUUGGUUGUAGAUAGUGUUUCGUAUGACUUUGUGAAAGGUGCUACGAUUGAUUACGUGGAGGAACUGAUCCGUUCUGCUUUCGUGGUAGCUGAAAACCCAGCCGCGGUGGGUGGAUGCAGUUGUAAAAGCUCCUUCAUGGUGAAACAGUGA